Trichoderma citrinoviride is the source of this 468-nucleotide messenger RNA. RefSeq names its product putative peroxisomal NADH pyrophosphatase NUDT12. The coding region runs from base 1 to 468 and encodes 155 amino acids. Gene Ontology annotation, molecular function: NADH pyrophosphatase activity. The record is from RefSeq and is a predicted model, not a curated record. Gene Ontology annotation, biological process: NADP+ catabolic process; NAD+ catabolic process. Gene Ontology annotation, cellular component: cytosol. Lineage: Eukaryota; Fungi; Ascomycota; Sordariomycetes; Hypocreales; Hypocreaceae. The transcript has a single exon.
AUGAUCGUGGCCGUCGUGUCCGCCGACGGCCAGCGCAUGCUCCUCGGCCGCCAGAGCAGGUGGCCGCCCAAGUGGCACAGCACCCUCGCCGGCUUCAUCGAGCCGGGCGAGUCCAUCGAGGACUCGGUCCGCCGCGAGGUCUGGGAGGAGGCCGGCGUGCGCGUCGGCCGCGUCAUCAUCCAGUCGAGCCAGCCGUGGCCGUACCCGUCGAGCCUCAUGAUUGGCGCCAUCGCCCAGGCGCUGCCCGACGGCGAGGCCAUUAGCUUGCUGGACAAGGAGCUCGAGGCCGCGGCCUGGUUCACGUUUGACGAGGUGAGGGAUGCGUUGGUCAACGGGACGAGCGCGCUGGGCGAUCCGGUGCCGGAGGGGUAUCAGGGGAGGUUGUGCGUGCCGCCGAGGCAGGCAAUUGCGCAUCAGUUGAUGCAGGCUGUUGUUGAUGGGUAUUUGGAUCUGACGCCCAAGAUGUGA